UUCUUUCUUCAUGCUCAAAUUAAACAUAAGUUUUAUUUUAGAUUUUCACACAUUUUUCACCCAAUUAAAAUUUUAUUUUAAAUUACCAUUACUAGAAAUUUAGAUUUUCUCCUAAAAUUACUUCCACUCAAAAACUUCAUCUUCUUCGAUAAUUAUUCAUUCUGCAGAAAAAAAAAAUUCAGCCAUGGCAUCUCUACUAGCAAACACCAUCUCUCGUUUCUCUCUCCAACCCUCUUGCGACCCACCAUCAUCGACCUUAAUUCAUCAAAAUCCCAAUACCCUAAAACCCAGAUUCCCAAAUCUCACAAAAAUCAGAGCUGAAAUUGGGUACGAUUCAAGCGCAACAAAUACUACUGAACCAGAAAGAGGUACGAGGCAUCAAAGCACCGCGAGAGACCGUGAACGGCAUGGUGAGGACAAUAGUGCUUUCCGAGCUUCUUAUCGGAGAGCCCUCAUGGCUUUAUCAUGUCAUAAUCUUUGGAUGGUCGCGGUAAAUUUAUUUCUUUUUCUUUUACCAAAGUUAUUACAUUGUUUUGUGUAUUAAUCUUUGUUUAGAUUUUGCAGAAUGUACAACAGCUGUCUGGGAGUCGUCGAGCAUCCUGACUUCCUUUGUAGUUAUAUUCUUUUUUUUGGAAACAUAUGUACAUAUCUCUUUGUAUAUAUAUUUUUUGUACAUAUGACACA
This is a messenger RNA of Chenopodium quinoa (quinoa), 684 nucleotides long. RefSeq lists its product as uncharacterized. Bases 185 to 544 code for a protein of 119 amino acids. Lineage: Eukaryota; Viridiplantae; Streptophyta; Magnoliopsida; Caryophyllales; Amaranthaceae. The transcript has 3 exons. The record is from RefSeq and is a predicted model, not a curated record.